AUUUCGGACCUGCAACGUCGUAUCACCAUUUACUUCCUAUUCUCUUCAAGCAGUGCCCAUUUAACAACUUUUAUUCCUUUUUCCAUUUUUUUUUUUACACGGAUAAACGUUUGGGGGAUAGAUCUUUUAUGGUCCUGGCCGAAGACUCCACGAUGUCUCGCACGGACGAGGUUCACCGAUUGACGGAAAAUGUCUACAAGACCAUCAUGGAGCAGUUCAACCCCUGCUUACGGAACUUUGUUGCCAUGGGAAAGAACUACGAGAAGGCCCUUGCCAAUGUGACAUUUGCAGCCAAAGGCUACUUUGAUGCGCUGGUGAGAAUGGGCGAGCUGGCCAGCGAGAGUCAAGGAGCCAAAGAUUUGGGGGAUGUGCUGUUCCAGAUGGCCGAGGUCCACAGACAGAUCCAAGUGCAGCUGGAGGAGAUGCUGAAAUCUUUCCACAACGAGCUGCUGUCAGAGCUGGAGAAGAAGGUGGACCUGGAUGCCCGCUACCUGACUGCCGCGCUGAAGAAGUACCAGAUGGAGCACAAAAGCAAAGGGGACAGUCUGGAGAAGUGCCAGGGGGAGCUGAAGAAGUUGCGCAGGAAGAGCCAGGGCAGCAAGAACCCCUCCAAGUACGGCGAGAAGGAGAUGCAAUUUGUGGAGACCAUCAGCAGCAAGCAGACCGAGCUGGACACCUUCAUCGCCGAGGGCUACAAGACGGCCUUGUCCGAGGAACGUCGGCGGUACUGCUUCCUGGUGGACCGCCAGUGUGCCGUGGCCAAGAACAGCAGCGCCUACCACGGCAAGGGUAAAGACCUCCUGACCCAAAAGAUCCCAGUGUGGCUGCAGGCCUGUUCGGAUCCCAACAAACUCCCAGAGAGGGCCGUGCUCUUGGCCCAGCAGAUGGGCUCAGGAAACGUAGGCGGCACAAGCCCCAUGCACGCUUCAAAAUCCAACCUGGUCAUCUCUGACCCCAUCCCCGGAGCUCAGCCCCUUCCUGUGCCCCCGGAGUUGGCUGUAUUCAUGAGCGGUGGCCUCGGACACCAGGCGAGGCUGAUGGGCCCCGACGGAAUGUCCAUGGUCAACGGGACAACAGGAGCGCACGGCGAGGAGUACUGGUCGGACGGAGGCAAUUUAUCCCAAGUCAGACCUUCGUCUCCACAGACUCAGGCGCAGGUGCAGUCCCAGGCUCAGCCUCAGAGACAGGUCAGCGACGUCUACUCCAACACCCUGCCUGUGCGCAGGCCCGCACCUGCCAAGAAUAAGAACCCAGUGGGAGAGACCCGCACCCUUCCCCGCUCCAGCUCCAUGGCGGCGGGCCUGGAGAAGAACGGGCGCUCCCGCGUGCAAGCCAUCUUCUCGCACGCCGCCGGCGACAACGGCACCCUGCUCAGCUUCUCCGAGGGCGACGUCAUCACCCUGCUGGUGCCCGAGGCUCGCGACGGCUGGCACUACGGCGAGAACGAGAAGAACAAAAUGCGUGGCUGGUUCCCUUUCUCCUACACGCGAGUGCUGCCCGAGAGCGAUGGCGAGAAGCUCAAAGUGAAUCUGCAUCACGGGAAAAGUAGCAGCACGGGCAACUUGUUGGAGAGUGACGCAUCCCUGCCCACACCCGACUACGGCCUGACCGCCCGACUGUUGGCGCAAAGUCUAGCACAGACGCGCCCACGGCCCUACAGCAUGGCGGGCUUUGGCACCCAGCCCGCUAUCGAGGAUUACGACGCUCGCUUUGCCACGAGUGACAGUCCUGAUGGCAAAUUGAUAUCGACUGUGUGACAACACACAUUGUGACAGACAGCUGCCGAUAGCACAGGGGGCUCCUCCACCCUCCUCUUAGCCUCCCUCCACCCUGCUCUUUGCCUUCCUCCUUCCUGCCCCCUCCCCUGUCCUCCUCCUCCUCCUCUCUCCUCCUCUUCUUCCACCAAAGGCCGCUCUCAUCCCUCCUUUCUGUCCUCUCUUCCUUCCCCCGGGCGCGUCCUUUCCUGCUGCUGAUGGCUGCCUGGCGGUGGUGGCGGUGGGUGUCGCUGUUGGACAGUAGCGGUUGGUGGGUGGAGGAUUGCGUUGAGCGCAUUGACGCCCGAGGCGGGGCCUACCUGCUCGGCGUGCAGCGAUACGGACUCUGAGCGAACGUUGCUCGCCUGCUUUUGUCUUUUUUUCAUGCAUGUACAUGGUUGUGUCAUUUUGUGGCGCUCAAAAGAAAAAGGAGGUUCAUGUACUGUACAAGUGCCGAAAGACGCCAUCGUGACGGCGACACGGGAUCUUUUUUGUUUUGUUUUGUUUUGUUCAUUUCCAAUUAAAGGCUUCAUUAUGCUACAGCGUCGUCCCCACGCCUGCUUUAGUGGGAGAAUCUACAACUUUUCUUAAUUAGCUUUUUAGCUCGCGGUGUAGUACGCAGAUAUGGGUGUUGAAUUUGAUACUUUUAUAGGCACACUGCAA
This is a messenger RNA of Nerophis lumbriciformis (worm pipefish), 2417 nucleotides long. Its product is annotated as BAR/IMD domain-containing adapter protein 2-like. Gene Ontology annotation, biological process: plasma membrane organization; actin filament bundle assembly; actin crosslink formation. Lineage: Eukaryota; Metazoa; Chordata; Actinopteri; Syngnathiformes; Syngnathidae. The record is from RefSeq and is a predicted model, not a curated record. Gene Ontology annotation, cellular component: nucleoplasm; cytosol. Gene Ontology annotation, molecular function: cytoskeletal adaptor activity; protein binding.